Messenger RNA from Polistes canadensis, 855 nucleotides. RefSeq names its product leucine-rich repeat-containing protein 51-like. Gene Ontology annotation, molecular function: protein binding. Bases 97 to 696 code for a protein of 199 amino acids. The transcript is spliced from 2 exons. The record is from RefSeq and is a predicted model, not a curated record. Lineage: Eukaryota; Metazoa; Arthropoda; Insecta; Hymenoptera; Vespidae.
AUCGUUAUGUUACGUUAAUCUUACGAUUGUUAUAAACAAUUUAUUAUUUUGAAGUUUCGUAUUAUAUAAAUUAUUAUUUUUUAUUGCUAUUGUAUAAUGAAUAGCAAAAAUGCAAACGCCUACUUUACUUCUGAUUAUAAACGAAAUGAAAGAGAAGAAAUGUUAAUAGCACCACCAUUAGACUUUUCAUUUAAAAAAGCUACUAACAUGAAUGAAUUAGUUAAUCAACAACCUCAGACGGUACGAACUAUUAAAGCACCAGUACGAACGUCUAAAGAUCGUUUUGCAACAAGUACAAUAUGGUUGAGUAAUAAUUUAUUAAAAUCCAUGGAAGGACUUGAGAAUUUUACCAAAGCAGUUCUAGAAGAUCCAACUUGUUUAAGCUGGUUAGAUCUUUCAUUUAACGCAAUCAACGAAAUUGGAGUUGACAUCGCAAAAUUUCCUAAUUUAAAGAUUCUAUAUUUACAUGGGAAUAACAUUUCCAAUAUAAAUGACGUAUUAAAAUUAAGAAAACUAUGUAAUAUGAGAGCCUUAACGUUGCAUGGAAAUCCAAUAGAAACUUUACCAUACUACAGAGGUUAUAUAAUUAACGUUAUGUCACAAUUAAUCAAUUUAGACUUUUCUCCAAUAACUAUGUUCGAAAAGAAACGAGCAGUACCUGCUGGAUUUUUUAAAAUAAUACAACCUGCUUUGUAAACGUAAAUAUUCAAUAUAGUUUAUAAAGUAUUGUAUUAUUAGUUUGCGUAAAAUUAAUCAAUGAAAAUAAGGUAUCACCUGUACUUAUAUACUAAUUUUUAUUUGAUUUAAUAAUAUUUUGUAACAAACAUACAUUUAUUAAAUUGUACCUGUAACGUU